Molecule: messenger RNA, 452 nt
Organism: Rana temporaria (common frog)
Lineage: Eukaryota; Metazoa; Chordata; Amphibia; Anura; Ranidae
Product: cytochrome c oxidase subunit 7B, mitochondrial
Exons: 3
Coding region: 90-329 (79 amino acids)
Biological process (GO): mitochondrial electron transport, cytochrome c to oxygen
Source: RefSeq, a predicted model, not a curated record
GGCGUGUCUGGAGAGUGGCGGAUAUCCGGCGGCGCCAUUUUGUUUUUCUCCAUUCGUGUGUCAAGGGUAAGAAGAGGAAGAAGAAGAAGAUGUUGUCCUUGGUGAGGAGCGCGCUGCAGAUCUCCGGUCGGGGGGCGCAGAGAACGAUCAGCAGACGAUCUCAUCACAAAGCCGAAGCCGACUUCCAUGACAAGUAUGGGAACGCCAUCCUGGCCUCCGGGACCCUCUUCUGUAUCGGCAUCUGGACUUAUGUGAUCACCUCCACAGGGAUUUGCUGGAACACGUCUCCGGUGGGGAAAGUGACGCCGAAGGAAUGGCGGCAGAAGUAGAGGGACUCCGGAGUGAGCUGUACAUGGACCAGCCUUGUGUCCCCUCUGUGACCUCUGUGGCCCCUCGCAGGGCGGAGCCCGGGGCCCGAUGUAAUAAAUCUGAAAUAAAUGUAUAAAACUCUU